Molecule: messenger RNA, 1533 nt
Organism: Penicillium longicatenatum
Lineage: Eukaryota; Fungi; Ascomycota; Eurotiomycetes; Eurotiales; Aspergillaceae
Gene: hapX
Product: bZIP transcription factor HapX
Exons: 1
Coding region: 1-1533 (510 amino acids)
Cellular component (GO): nucleus; RNA polymerase II transcription regulator complex
Molecular function (GO): DNA-binding transcription activator activity, RNA polymerase II-specific; transcription cis-regulatory region binding
Source: RefSeq, a predicted model, not a curated record
AUGGCCACGACAGGCGUGUCUCUCACGCCUGCACCGGCCACGGUCCCUUCACUGGCCAUGGCACCCGCAUUAGCUGCCAGGCCCUCCGUGGCCCCGUCGCCGGGUCCCGGCACGCCCGGUUCCAUCACAUCGAAAGAAUGGGUGAUUCCACCCCGUCCGAAGCCUGGACGCAAGCCAGCCACCGAUACGCCCCCUACUAAGCGCAAGGCUCAGAACCGAGCUGCUCAGCGGGCAUUCCGGGAGCGGCGGGCCGCCCGAGUCCAGGAGCUGGAGGAGUUGAUGAAAGACAUGGAAGAUAACCAUGACAACCGAUCUGCAACUUUCGCCGAGCAGAUCAGUAACCUUUCGCGGGAGGUCGAGCAGUGCCGCGAGGAGAUGGCUUGGUGGCGCGACCGAUGCCACACCCUGGAGAAGGAAGUUUCGAUCGAACGCAGUGCAAAGGAAGCCCUAGUCAAGGAAUUCCGAGCGUCAAUGUCCAGCUCGAACACCAAGUCCCCCAUGCCGGACUCCGUUCCCUUGCCGCCUCGUACUCGUCCUUCCACCCGCAGCACCCGGAUGGAAGGCGUGGUUCCUACCAAUGCCGAGCGCAACCGCGAGCCGGAACAGGAGAAUAUUCCCCUGGGCUGCACCGACUGCUCUUCUGCGCACUGCCAGUGCAUUGAGGAUGCCUUCGGUAUGCCAAUUGACACUCAUGAGUCUCGUCACAGACAUCCUCCUCAUGGUGUCGGGAGCCCGGAGCGCGAUUUAUCUGAGCCCGAGAUCAAGCCUGACCCCGAGGAGAUGGAGAUUGAUUUCACUGCUCGCUUUGCUGGUGUACCUGCCCAGUCGAGUUCUCACCAUAAUAACGACGUUUCUUCGCCUCCAGUUGACCCCUGUGGCUUCUGUCAGGACGGCACUCCGUGCAUCUGUGCCGAGAUGGCUGCCCAGGAGGAGCAGCGCGGCCGCCGCAACUCCUUCGACAACCCUCGUCUCGCCCCUAUCCAAUCUAUUUCACAGUUCACUCCACCCCCUUCCGAAGGUGAUGUGACUCUCCCACCUAUCAGUCAAGCCACCAACCCAUGUGCGAACGGGCCCGGUACUUGCGCCCAGUGUCUUGCCGAUCCCCGAAGCACCCUUUUUUGCAAGACGCUGGCAGCCUCCCGGUCAGCGAGCGGAACUCCAGCGGGAGGAGGCUGCUGCGGCGGCAAGGGAACCGACGGAGGAUGCUGCAUGUCAAGAAAUGCCCCCGCCACCCCGACCACGCGUAAGAACCCCUCCAUGCCUCCGCAAUCUGCCCCAGCCAAGCCCUCUACGCCCAAUGCGCUCACCUUGAGCUGUGCCGAUGCUUUCACCACCCUCUCCCGCCACCCCAACUUCUCUCGAGCCAGCGAUGAGAUCUCUACCUGGUUGCCUAAGCUCCACACCCUCCCGAACCCUCGCGACCAGGCCGCUGCCGUUGCAGCACAAGCCGGUGAUCGCGGCGCCUUGGAAGUCGAAGCCGCAAGCGUGAUGGGCGUGCUCCGCUACUUUGACAGGCGCUUUGCCUCCAAAUAA